AUGUCACAGAGAGGUAGUGGUAGUUCCAGAAGUUCUCAUGCGAGCGAAAAUAAUGGUGACAGUACGUUGCGAACGGAAAAUGAUAUCACUGGAAAUUUGGAAAAUACAACCGACGUUGAAUCUUCAACUUUGUUGACAAGCUCGGCUCUUUCCUCCACUCAAGUGGACAGCGAGGCGGAAAACAGGAUAACUAAGCAUGAAAUUGAACGCAAACAGCUACUGCAUGACUUGGAACUUGUUCGCAUCGAGUUGAGCCAGAAAAACCUCAUAAUCGACAACAUGAAAGUUGAACAUUUGAGCAAAGUGGAUGAGUUAGAGGAACUCUUGGGCGAUACUCGACACGAGAAACAAAUUCUUCAGGCAAGACUUGAAUCGCAGCUGAAACUUCAACAAGAGGAAGCUAAGAACUCUCUUGAACGAACGAGGCUUGAAAUGGCCAAAAUCUUUAAACGACAGCAGCUUUUGGAAAUCGAGAACAAGAAGCUACAAGAAAAAGCCAUGGACUAUAGGAAAGGGUUGAUUGAUCUUGAACAAUUAUCCGAUGAGCUGUACUUGGAAUUGAAAUCCAAAGACUCAGAAGAACUUUCUUUGAGGGAAUUCGUAAUGGUUAGUUGCAUAACCUGUUUUCACGGGUGUUCAUUCUGAGUAUAUUAAAACCAGACCCUUAGUUAGAUCUUGCAUAUGCUGAUGUUUUUUUGAUUGCUAUCCACUACUUGUAGAUAGUGCAGUAGCAGGAGACUCAUUUCCUCUGUUUUUAACUUUUGUCCAAUUUCUGAACUGUGUUUCUAUGCAGGCUGAGUUUGCCUCUAUUUCUCAUCCUCUCCACAACCUCUUAUUCCCCUGGUCUACUUAUUUUUGCUCCCCCAACGCAGAACAAACAUCAAAAAUUUACCUGUGUCACAGACUUCUAGACAUCAUCUCUCAUGCCAACUCUUACAGAUUAAAGUUUAUGAAGCUCGUCAUCCUUUAGCUUUGGAAUGUUCAAGUCUUCAAGAACAGCUGGAAAUUUUGACCCAUCAACUUCACACUAAAGAAGAGGAGACUGCUUUUUUCCGAAAGGUGAAGUAAAUUCUUGUUGUUUGUAGAGAGCAUGUGGUACCUUUCCUUUCCUGUAGCUUUCAGUUUGAGUAUCAAAACUAUAUUGUUUCAUUAAAAUUUGUUCUUGAUGAUGUAAAGCUACCAGGCACCCUUCCAGUGUGCUAUUAUAUCUAAUUUAUCUAUUAAAAUUUGAUUACUAGCCAUGGGAAUAUUUUUUAAUUACCAUUGUUAUUUUUUAUUAAUAAUUAUCACUGUAUAGUUUUCUCUCUCAAUUACUGUCCAUUUUUCUUUGUCUAAUUAGUUGUUCAAAUUUGUCUCUGUUUGAAUAUUUCAUGGAAUUUGCCAUUCAAUCUUUUCUUUUUUCAUUUAUGACAAAAGCGUCACACUAUGAUUUAUAGUUAAGUAAGGGGUGAUAAAAGUUUGAUGACCUUGUUUUAACUGAUGUCAUGGGAAUUGCCUCUGUUUGGAGUGACCGCACUUCACUCAACUGAUAAUUGUAGUAUCAUCAGCAACUUUUAUCCACUUAAUUCAUUAUUCAGAAGAAUAGAACGUUUUCACUGUAACACAACAAAAAUAUAAAUAAAAAACUAUUCAAUAAAUAAGGUCAAGAAUAUGUAAUGUUAUAGAAGAUAGGUAAAGAACACGCCUCUCUAAGUUUUAGGUCUCUUUGUGUGGCCAAACUUCACAUAUUCAUAGAAAUGUUUUGCACAAAUUUGCAGAGCCAAGUAUGGAGCUGCUAUGUUGGUACACCUCUAUGGUGCAUCAACAUGGUGGCUGGAAAAUAGUUCAAAUAUCCUGGAACUUACUUUGGCAAUCUAGUCCACUGAUUAUCUGAUAUAAACACAGAGACAUUUAUGAAAGCAUCUUUCCUAACUCUUUAACUCCUAAAAAGGCUAAAAACCAUAUGAUAGAUGUAUAUUUUUUUCACAAACGCAAUCAGAGCUGCAUGUCACUCACCACCACAACUCUGAACUUCAAACUGUGCUGGUUUCCAAACCAAGUACACUAUUAAGCUGAAAAUUUUAUCACAGGUACGAAUUUAGACCUCUUAUGCCUAAUGAGGAUGAAAAGUCUCAUGGCUCACUAGUUUUGGAUUUUGGAAUUUGAUGAUGUUACAUGAAAAUGAUCUAUAACAGCUUACAACAGUUCGCUACUAACCAACUUUGAAAUUGUCCAUCUAAUAUUCAGGAGGCUGAGGAUGAACGCAUGGCACGUGCAGAGACAGAGCAAAGAGUGCAAAGACUCAGCCUCCAGCUGGAGAAAUUACAAUCCCAAGUCAAUCAAGGAGAUUACAAAAUUACAAACUUUGAUCAAAUCAGAAGGUGAUGAUAAUCAGAAAAUAGUUUUGUGAGUGAUCUGUAUAAAAAUGGUGAAGUUUUAGGAUCCUCUUUACUUUUAUCUUACAUUUGAUACUGUUAGCUUCAAUAGUAGUAUUGUUUUCUUUUUUAAAGUCUAUUAAAUGUGUCAUUUCAGUGAGCGGGAUCAUUUAGACAGGGAUUUGAUGGAGUUGAAGAAAAGUAAUACUUUUUUGGAUGCUGCAUUGAAGUCAAAAACAGAGAAUUUGCUUGAAGUACAGAAGGAGGUAAGCCAAUCAAAUUACAAUCAAUGAUAGUGCAAACUGUUAACUAAACUUAGGAUAAAUUGUGUGUUGAUGACUCAGGUUGUGUGUGACUUAUUUCAACAUCUAAAAUUGAUUUCUUUAGCCUCUUUAAUCUUUCAAGGAUUAAUUUUUAAUCCAUGAGAUUUUUUGUUGUUGCAACUUAAAGUUGCAAAUCAGCAGACAAACGGAAGCCUUACUGAAGCAAGACAAGGAGUAUCUGAACAAACAGCUUCAAGAGCUCAGAGGCCGCUGCACAUUAGCUGAGGAACGAUUGGAGCAGAUGUCGCAGCAGCUUGGAGAAACAAAACAGGCCAGAGAGGAGUUGUAUGAGAAGUAUAUCAGUGUCAGAGAGCAAUACAAGUCAGAAUAUGAACUGAGACUCAAAUGUGAACUAGAUGACAUUAAGGGCAAGACUUCACUUGAAUUGGACAGGAUAAGAGGUGAUACUAAAGACAUGUUUGAAAGGGAAAAUAGGUGAGUUGGUCACUUUGUCAGUUACUAGAUGAUGUUUCACAAAAUUUACAAUUUCAUAUGCACCAAGGUUUCAUUACAGCAGUUCAGUUGAGGGUGAUUUUAUCAUUGCCAUGUAGAAAUAAAACAAGGUGACUUUAUAUGUAUUGAAGUAUUUGUGGGUUCUUGUAGAAAUCUUAGAGAAGCAAGAGAUAAUGCCUUUGAGGCAAAAGAACAUGCUGUCAUUAGUGAAAAGGAAAUUGCCUCAAAAUAUGAUCUCCUUCAAUCUGAGUAAGUAAAUGAAUUGUUCCAGCUUACUUUUUUGUUUUGUUUAGAAUUAGUGCACAAUUAUUGUUAUGCACUCAAUUCUGUAAUUAUGUCAUUAUUAAAUUAUUAACUUUCAUUAGCACAAUUAUUCCAUUAACUAUGAAUAAAAUAUAUUGAUCUCAAUCUCACUUGAGUUUGAUUGUAUUUUUGGCUAGAAUGCACCAUGGCGAUUACCAAUUAAUUUAAAGCCUAAAUGUUAUGGCAAUUAUUUCUCACUUAAACUGUCAGCCACUAUAAAAUUACACUCCAAAGGAGGUGCAGUCAAAGGGCAGGAUCAAGAGAGAGAGGAAUUCAGAGAAAGUGAUGUCAAAGAUGUGUAAGAGUUCCAUUUUUCAGUGUGAGAGCCAGGCUAAUUUGGUUUGCAGGACAGGAUUUUCAGGCUUUUGAAAUUUACAUGUAGUUGCCUCUCUUAAAUUAACUGAGCUUACCUUUUCAAGAAUUACAUGAAGUCUUUUAAGACACUUUCUCUCACAAUCUAGCUCUUUGAAUGCAAUUAGACUGGAACAUACUAUAGUCUGAAAAAAAAAUCAUAGCAAUUUUUGAAAUUGAGUGGGAAAAAUUAGAAUAGUGCAUAGCUGCCAAACAUAAAAUCAAAAUCAAGAGCAAACAAAAAGGAAAUGUAAUUUAACAACACAGGGACACUUCAAGGACCAAUGUAGAGUUCAAACAAUAAGUGAUGUGUGUCAGUUUACAAUGAGAGUCUUUUAUGAUUACUCCAUAUUGUCUUUUUAUGUCUAUACAAGGUAUCGACAAUUACAGUUGACGGCUGACAGCAGGCAGUCUGAAUUGCAAAAAGAGAUCAGUGUCAAACAGUUUGAGUUGGAGAGAUUGCAAAUGAUUCUGGAUGAAACAGCUAACAAUCUCAAUCAAGCAAAACUGGAAGCUGAAAAGUACCAGAGCAAGAGUGAGGUGUGAUGACCUUGUUAUUAAAGGGAUAAAGUUGUCUUGACAUAAUACUGUAUAUCAAUUAUUUUUCCUUCUCAAGGUUUUAAAUAAAGAGUACUACACUCUGGAAAACUCCUCAGAAAAACAGCUUGUGGAACUGGAAGCAAAGUGUAAGGAACAGGGAGAUAAGCUGGCAGUGUAUGAAAAACUUGAGCAGGAACUGGAUGAUGUUAUCAUGCAGGCUGCAGAGAGUAAGGAACAACAACUUUUCAUCUCACUAUCAUUACACAGAAUAUUGUCAGAAAUUUGUUCUUUUCCCUCUCCUUUCAACUCCAAGAUCCAAAUACUAACAGACUCUUCAUACUGUGGGUGAUACGUUUUUUUUAAAUUUUAACUCUGAGAAUUAACAAUUGGUUCAUACGUUAGCAUGCGUUCAUUGAGAUAUGAAGCAUGUGGGAAGUUUGGAGAGCACGAAAGAUGCGUAAGAGUUGCUCGAGGUGUAGUUGAGAGCAACUCUAGCUUCUUGCUUGCACAAUUGAAUUUGAUUACACAAAUUUACUAGCUAUGUUAUAAUUUGUUGUGAAAUCAAACAGUAUCUACUUAUUGAUAUGUAUCUUCUCAUCACUUCUUGUCUACAUGAAAUAGUAUUCAUUGCUUCUUGUCUGCACAAAAUAGUAUUUAUUCUGUAUUGUAAAGCAAGGUACAGAAUUGAGACCCACUGGUUGUCAUUGCUAAUGAAAAAUGACUGUUGGUUAAUUUUGGACCCUGCAGGGUGUUAUUCAGUUGUGAACACUUCAAUCUUUUUGCUGGGAAUGUUUUUGAUUGGAAAUAACCCCUCUUUAGUUGAUUGUGAACAUUGUGUCCUUAAUUUGUAGUUGAGAAUGAAUCUGAGGCUGAACGAGUGCUGUUCUCGUAUGGCUAUGGUGCCAAUGUACCCAGUACAGCAAAGAGGAGAAUGCAGCAAAGGUAUUCGUGGGCAAUACUGACCAUGUGGGUGUAGCUGGUCUGAUAAUGAGAAAUCUAAUUGAUGUGCAGCUUUUCUCAAUUGAAUGAAUUAGACUGAUCCAUACCUGUACAACUGGUAUAGUUCUUAAACUGUACAUGUCAUUUACGCUUUUUAUUUAAGGGAAUUGUCAUGCAUAAGGCUAACCUCCAAUUUCCAUCUGAAGAGGAAUUUUUUUUGUUAUUAUUACUAGUUGUAUCUCUGCAUAAAAUAUUUAUUGUGUUGUAUCAACUGGGCUUAUGGAAGUCUUGAAAGAAAAUUGUCAUCAGAGUUACCAUUGCCCCAGUUGUUCACAUGGCUGUGCAUAUCUCCAACCAGUAGCCCAACAAAAUAAGUAACUAAUUGCCUGGUAAUAAUUAGAUAAGCUAUUAAAUGUUUGAUUGGGUGGCAGUCUGACUUUAUGGUCUGAUGAGCCAUUAUUUUACCGCAAUAAGCUGCUCUUUAGUAGUCACUUUAAUGAACAAUAAUUUGGUGACAGAUGAAUCAAGUCUCACAUUGAUUCCUAAUCACUGUUUUAUGGCUUUAAAAGUGUUCACUUAGCACGGAGAGUUCUUCAGUUGGAAAGAGCCAACACUUCACUUAGAAAUGAGAUGGAAAGAGAGAAGAAAAAGAAAGACUUGCUGGGAAAAGAGGUGAUGACAAAAUCAUUAUUUUAAAUAUGUGGCUAUUGUCUCAGUCACAAUACAUUAUGUAAGCUAUCUGCAGUACACUUUAUGUACUAAGCCAAAAUUCAAGACAAUUAAGGUUACUUUCUUUGGUAGCUUUCCAAGGCUACGUCACUGCUGAAUGAAGCACAGCAGCCAUACAACUAUCUGAUUGAGAGCAUAAGAGCAAGGGAUACACAGAAUCAGACCCUAACUGAACAGCUCACAUUGAUGGAGGAAGAAAUUGGGUGAGUCAUGUUCACCAUUCUGGUAAAGGGAGGUUGAAGAACCUUCAGAAAUAAGUUGGUCCUUUUCCUGUGUGGUUAUUUACAGUAAUCUUGCUUGUACCUUUCUUUUACAAUUAUUAUUAUAAUUAUUUACUAUAGAGAUUAUCAUACAAUGUAUUUCCUUAGAUUGAUGCUACCUACUGGUAAUUAUAUAUUACCACUGCUUGCCCAAGAAAGCAAUUGGAUCAAGACAUAAAUUGAAUGACUUUUUCCCUUCAAACAGGAAGCUGAAAACAGAAAAAGAAGAUCUUGUUAAGACCCGCAAUCAGUUAUCCGCUGACUUGGAGAGACUUCUAAACCAGCGGGAGGUGAGGCUUACAGUGCAUCUUUAGAGAAAUCAAGAGUCCAAAAACUUUGUGAUUUAAAUUCCAUGUUGGAACUCUCAGGGGCCUAAAAGAAUUUAGAUACUGUGAUUUCCUUGAAUAAAUGCCCAUGCCCUAAUAAGUGCCCUGUCACAAAUAAGCACCCACCCCUUAGGUGAUAAUGUUAAACAAGUGCCCCCUUGAAUAUGCAGGGCCCCCCACUUUGUCUCCCUCUUUCUUACAAAGAAGGGGUACAAGGACAACCUAUUUCUAUUGCUACUCUAUUACUAACUUUUUAAGCUUCAACUAAUGCAGAAUCAGUAAAGGAGAGUACUUUCUUUUCUAUUAGGUUACUUCCACUUCUUUCUAUCUCCAUGUGCCUGCUGUUCUUUUAAUUUUUGUCCCAAUUGCUGCACUAUUUGUAAAUGCUAUAAACUUCUUAGGACCGACAAGACCAUUCUCUAGUCUUUGAGGACCAGUAAUUUCUAUGAUAGUUAAGUUGUCAGGAUGCGUUUGAAGAAAAUGGAUGAUAAUGAAUAAGCACCCCACCUUGAUAAAGUGCCCUAUUUCCAAUAAGACUGCCCUCCUUUUAGCCAAAAAUUUGAACAAGCACCUGGGCACUUAUCUUAGGAAAUACAGUACAAGUAAUUGGCAACCUCAGUUAAAAGUAGCCAGUGAUUUCCUUUUAAUUUGUCUAGCCCCACUUUGUGUGAAAGCAUUAUUAAGUAAACCCUUUGACUCCCACAAUUGACCAAGACAGAAUUUCUCCCUACAAUAUCAAUACAUGCUCAAUACACCGGAAUCACUAUGAUUCAUCUACGGUCGUUGACGAAUCGAUGUACCAGAAGUCGAAUUGUGUGUUAACAUACCAGAAGUGGAGGGUGGUAAGCAAUGUGUGAAAAGGAGUAGCAUGGUAUACCGGAAGUCGAAUCAUGUGUUAACAUACUGGAAGUCCAGGGGCGUGAGCAAUGUGUGAAAAUGAGUAGCCUGAUGAAAAGAGAAAAUGACAACAUGAACCUUCCACGUUCUUAAAGCAUGAAAUGGUUGGAAGUCCAUUGUCAGAAUGGGGUAUUCAAUGCUGACGAAUUAACACAAUUCGCAUGGAUUGACUCGACUCAUCAUUAGUAAAGUUGAUCUGUCACCAGAAGUCGAUUCACAGAAGUAAGCGUUAAAUUGGGGUAUUUAAUGUUGACGAAUCCACAUGAUUUACAUGGGUCGACACAACUUGUUAUUAGUAAAGUUGAUCAGUCUCAUCAGAAGUCGAUUUGCAAAAGAUUUGUCAUUUGAUUACCUCCUUUCUAAGUGUUUGUUUUGAAAAUGACAACUUUGGAGACGUGUUACCAGAAGGCAACAUGGUUGGCUUUUACAAAGAUUGUGUACAUUUAUUUUGUCUUUUCACAGUCCUUCAUUUUGUGGGAAAGAGGGUUUUAAACUUAUUUGGUUUUACAUUGGUUGUUAAUUUUCUAAGUGUCUUGUAAAUCGACUUCCGGUGUGAUGGCUCUACUUUAACUAAGACAAGUCUUUUGACUCGAGUCGAUUCAACAACAGUUUCAUUGACCCUUGGUAGUUACUUGUGGAAUAUUCUCUAGAAGUGUCUUGUAAAUUGACUUCUGGUGUGAUGGCUCUACUUUAACUAAGACAAGUCAUUUGACUCAAGUCGAUUCAACAACAGUUUCAUUGACCCUUGGUAGUUACUUGUGGAAUAUUCUCUAGAAGUGUCUUGCAAAUCGACUUCUGGUGUGAUGGCUCUACUUUAACUGAGAUGAGUAGUUGGACUCAAGUCGAAUCAAGUUGGUUCAGCAACAUUUUCAAAAACCCCUGGUAGUUACAUGCAGAAUAUUUUCUAAGCGUCUUGCAAAUCGACUUCAAGUAUCACGGGUUGACUUAAACUGAGAGGAGUCAUUCGACUCAAGUUGAAUCGAAUUUGACUUCUGGUAGAACAAUUCGCAAGCUGCCUUUGACGAAUCAUAGCGGUUUGGGUGUAUUGGACAACCUUCACAAUAUCAAGCGGACAAGUGAUGGGAAUGAAAGAAAAGUAUAAAUAAGGGUAUCUUUAAUUGAUCCAAUAGCAAAUUCUUCAAACUAACAUAAUCAUAAGAAUUGUUUAGCAGUCAGCAAGGAGAAUUACUAAUGAGAUCUUGAGAGUGAUAGGGUUAGUUUAUGGCUGGUUCACUCAUUUUUGUGGACCUUUUCCUUUUAAAGGAGAUGGCAGUGAUGAAACAAGCCAUUCUUGGUUUAAAGUCCUCAAGAGGUUCUACUGCACAAGUUACAAGGACAUCUACAGGUGUCCAUGGCCAAGAAUCACGCAUUAGAACUUCUAUGGCUCAAGACACAUCCGGCUCUGCAGCACACCAACCUAAACCAACUAUUUUUGUAAGUGACAUUGAAGGGAUAUAAUUGUCUGUAUUACUCUAGCAAUUUUGUCUAAGAGCUUUAAUCGUUUUUAUCAGUGCCACAGAUAAAAGGGGUAGGGCCAGGCCAGAUUUGUAGGUAUUGCAUUUUUUCUUUUUUUGGUUUUUAUGGGAAUAGCCUCUUGCAUAUGUUGUUGUUUUAUUUCUUUUUCCUUUGGUUUAAAAUUUAGUGAAAUUAUUUUCUCAUGUCUUCAACUCAAUAUCAUGACCUGAAACAAUGUAAAAUGGGAAUCAAACAGGUUAAAAAGAUGGGAGUUGAACCAUAGCACAACCAUAUUUACUAGUCGUUUUAUACCCAUGGUCAUUUUGUACCCUGUAAAGUCAAUUCAUACUCAGUCAGUUGAGUUGUUUGUACCCAUACUGUCUAAUAAAGUUUGUUUUACAUGUUAAGUAUGUUUACAGUAAGAAUAGAACAAAUGAAUGAACAAGGAAAAAGUCACUUACACUAGCUGUUAUUGUUAAGAAUUUUACAGUAUAAACAAUAGACGAUGCUAUCAAAAACAUCACACUUACCUUGCACUAGGCGAUAAUUUAAUGGUUUUUUUUUAAGAAGGUCACAAGCAUAAAUAGCAGAACUUGGCUUGAAUCUUACUCGCUUGACUGUGCUAACUUGCCAUGCAAUAUUAUCAGUAUCUGUCCAUGUGCUCUCAGUUGGCGUAUUUUAAAUGGAUGUUUAUUGGGAUGGGUACAAAUUGACCAGUGGUUCAAAAAUGGACUGACUGAAACUAAGUAUGAAUCAACUGAAUUUGGAUACAAAAGGACCAUGGGUAUGAAACCACUGGAUUCCUUUUUGGAACUAAGAUUGUGACCCUUCAUUCAUUUAGACAAAAUCUGACCCUCCAACAUGGUAUAGAAAAUUAAAGACUCAGAAUUUGACCGGAAGAACUAUGCAAGGGUAA
Pocillopora meandrina is the source of this 9846-nucleotide messenger RNA. The record is from the annotation of a GenBank genome assembly. NCBI's taxonomy places the organism in Eukaryota, Metazoa, Cnidaria, Anthozoa, Scleractinia, Pocilloporidae.